Messenger RNA from Striga hermonthica, 267 nucleotides. The record is from the annotation of a GenBank genome assembly. NCBI's taxonomy places the organism in Eukaryota, Viridiplantae, Streptophyta, Magnoliopsida, Lamiales, Orobanchaceae.
AUGAGCAGCAUAGGCACCGGCUAUGAUCUAUCGGUGACCACAUUCUCGCCGGACGGCCGCGUUUUCCAGAUCGAAUACGCGGCGAAAGCCGUCGACAACAGCGGCACCGUGGUCGGCAUCAGAUGCAAGGACGGGGUUGUUAUGGGAGUGGAAAAGCUGAUUGCUUCGAAGAUGAUGCUGCCCGGUUCCAACAGACGAAUCCACUCCGUCCAUCGGCACUCUGGAAUGGUAUCAUCUCUUUCCUCGUCCGUACUUUGCUUUUUGUGA